AUGUCCUCCAUAUCCUGCUCGCUGCUGCAUCGGCUGUCGAGAUCCUCCGGGAAUCACUCCGUCUUCAAAGUGGACGGUGGCUCGUUUAUCUCAUCAUGGCCCACCACCAGGCGAUACUCUUUCACCAUUUCAAAAUCGAGGGGUGCCCCGGAUGGCUUCCACCGCAUGAUGUACACAAUCAACAACCAAUUCCCAGGCCCAAAGAUCGAGGCCAACCAGGGUGACACUCUCGAGAUCACCGUCACGAACAGGCUUGAUAUUCCUCAGGCGCUUCACUGGCACGGUAUGCGCCAGAUUGGCACAGGCUGGGCCGAUGGUGUGCCAGGCAUCCACCAGUGCCCCAUUCCUCCUGGAGGCACCUUCACCUACAGGUUCAAGCUCGACACUGAAGCCGGUACAUACUGGUACCACUCUCACUACGGAAACACCAUGGGUGAUGGCGUCAGCGGUGCGCUCAUCAUUCACAAGCGCAACAUGCCCAUGCAGGAGGGUCGCGAUUACGACGAGGACCGCAUCGUCUACCUUUCGGACUGGAACGACAAUCAGUCUAUGGUCAUUAUGAAGGCGCUGCAUAACAUGUCCGAGACGUUCCGCGGAUCGCCAUUCAUGGGCCCACCCGACGCGCUGCUUAUCAACGGUGUCGGUCAGACCGACUGCGCCAAGGCUCAGAAGGGGGCUCGUGCCAGCACCAAGAUCCGUCUGCGUCUCAUCAACCAUGGCUCGGAGGCUCUGAUUCGUUACUCGAUCGACCGCCACCCAUUGACAGUCAUUGAAAUCGACGACACCCCUGUCAAACCUGUGGUCAUGAAUGAGGUCAUGCUCUGGCCCGGUCAGCGUAUCUCGGUCAUCAUCACUCUCAACCAGGGCAGGGCCGGUGCGGCUCAUUUCAUGCGCGCCCGCAUGGCGCAGUCGUGCUUCAUCACUGAAGAGGUUCGCGAGACCAAGGCUGUUCUGCAGUACACUGGCCUGUUUGGUCUCUCGUGGGGGACGCAGAAUCCUGUCGACAGGCCAUGGGGCGACCUCAAGGACUCGAAGACUGAGCUGUGUCACGACAUGGACGAGUACCACUCGUUUGAGCCGUCUGUUAUCGAGGAUCCGCCUCAGCAGGCUAAUGGCGUAUCUGUCUUCAACUCGGCUUUUGGCAUCUUCAUCGACUACACUGGCGCCAAGUACAUCGGGUUUGGCAUGAACGACGUCUCGUACACCAACUACAUCAACAACCCGCUUCUGAAGCAGAUUAAGAACGGCGCCGAGCUCAAUCCUCUGCAUGUCGCCGCUCACACGUGGCCCGCUGCUGGCGCCUACGACCUCAUUCUGAACCAGCACGAUCCUGACCCGCUUGCCCACCCUUUCCACCUGCACGGACGCCCGUUCCACAUCCUUGCCCGUGGCUCUGGUGCCAUCUCGGCCGCAGACCUGCAGCACAUCAAGCUCAACACGGUGAACCCGCUGCGCCGUGACACCAUGUCGAUCCCCGGCAGCUCGUACGCGGUGAUCCGCCUGAUCACGGACGACCCUGGCGUGUGGCCCAUUCACUGCCACAUCGGGUGGCACGUGGGCGUGGGCAAGCUGGGAGUGCUUGUCGUGCGUCCCGACGAUAUCCGCCGCCAAACAUUCCCCGGGCCAUGGGAGGGGCUUUGCGCCGGCAAGGAUCCCAACGAGAUCGACUACGUCCGCCGCACGAUCGAUGGCAGCGUCGAUCCCGCGACAGGCCUCGGGCCCGAGGACGACCGCCACGUCGCGGCCGAGAUCGCCAAGCGCCUCCCCUACCACCUCAAGCGCCAGGCAGUGCAGUCGAACGGCACGGACUGGUGGGUCGGCAACACGCCGUACGCUGGCAAGCUGCCCGCUGGCCUCGUGCUGUGA
Molecule: messenger RNA, 1866 nt
Organism: Cutaneotrichosporon oleaginosum
Lineage: Eukaryota; Fungi; Basidiomycota; Tremellomycetes; Trichosporonales; Trichosporonaceae
Molecular function (GO): oxidoreductase activity; copper ion binding
Source: RefSeq, a predicted model, not a curated record